AGCUCAUAAAAUAUCCACAAUAUCAAAUUCUUUUCCCUACUAGACUUUCUGGAGUGUAUACUUCAUUGAAUACACAACUCAAACUCUUCCGCCAUUAUCGAUUAACGAGCUCCAUUAUCGCUACAUGGAUUCAAACUCCUAUUCUCACUCUUUACCUUUGCUAAUUUGGGAGUUUGAUCAAAUGGGGAAGAAAAAGAAAGAAGUUAUUCAAUUAGAUCGUGAGUCGGUAAUUCCCAUUCUUAAGCCUAAAUUGACACAAGAAUUGACAAAACUCAUUGAAAGCAAGACAGACCAAGAGGAUUUUUUAAGGUUUUGUAAGAAAGUUGAGUAUACAAUUCGAGCUUGGUAUCUUGUAUUUUUCGAAGAAAUGAUGCAAUUGUUCAAUCUUUUUGAACCUGUUGUUGGAGCUCGUAAAUUGGAAGAACGAAAUCUUAGUGAGGAUGAAAUUGAUGAACUUGAACAAAAGUUCAUUUUUCUUUUAUUUAAGAUGAUCCAUAAGAGCAAUUUCAAGAUAGUUACAAAUGAGGAGAAUGAAGUUGCUACAUCUGGGCAAUAUUGUCUAAACCUUCCAAUCAAGGUUGAGGAAGCUAAGCUUGAUACAACGCUUUUAAGGAGGUUUUUUGCCAAGCAUCCUCAUGAUAAUCUUCCUUACUUUGCGGACCAGUAUAUAAUUUUUCGUCGUGGUAUCGGGUUGGAUCAAAUGACAGCUUACUUUAUUAAAUGGAAAAUUGAUGCUAUUCUAUCACGGUUGUGGCAAGGCUUCUUAAGAUUGACCGGUUUGAGACGGUUCUUUUCAAGAAAAAGAAAAGUUCGGUAUGUGGGAAAUCAACAACAGUUGGUAGAUGAAGAUGAAGAUGAAAAGUACAUUGAUGAAGAUGAUGAUGAACAUGACUUAUACAUUGAAAGGAUUCGCAUUCAGAAUAUGAAACUUAGUGUUGGCAACCUGUUCAAUAAAACAACCAUUCAAGAGCCAACCUUUGAAAAGAUAAUCAUUUUAUACAGAUUACAAUCUACUGAAGACCCUAGGGCAAUUUAUGUGAAGCACUUCAAACACAUUCCCAUGGCUGAUAUGGAAAUAGUUCUUCCCGAAAAGACGAAUCCAGGGUUAACAGCACUUGACUGGGUUAAAUUCCUUGUUUCAGCUGCCAUCGGACUGGUGACAGUAAUAACUCAAGUCUGCAAGACUAAAGCUGAUAUAAAAGUGUUGGCAGCUGUCUGCUCUGCCGUGAUUGGUUAUUGUGCGAAGAUAUAUUUCACGUUCCAGAAUAAUUUGAAUUCAUAUCAGAGUUUGAUCACUCAGUCCAUGUAUGACAAACAACUGGACAGUGGCAGAGGCACUCUACUGCAUCUGUGUGACGAUGUAAUUCAGCAGGAAGUUAAGGAGGUCAUUGUUGCAUUCUUCGUGUUGAUGAAAUACGGGAAAUUUACUCGCAGGGAGCUAGACGAAAAAUGCGAGCUGCUGAUAAAAGAACAGUUUAACGAGAACUGUAAUUUCGACAUAGAUGAUGCUAUUCACAAGUUAGAAAAACUGGGCAUUGUUUAUAAGGAUGAAAUGGAGCAGUAUUCAUCUGUAGAUGUGAAAAAGGCUAAUGAAUUCAUUGGCACCACUACUGAGGAAAUUGUUACAAAUGCAACUCAGGGUAUUCGGUGAUGCUGCUGCUUUUUUUACGUUUGCAUCACUGAGAUUGAGACUGAAAAACCCAUUUCUACCAAGUAUUUUAAUGCUAACUUGUCCGUUUAGUUAUUGAUAUUAAAUAGUGUAUAGAUAGUAUUUAACUUAAUUUAGCUAGUAAAGUUACUUGAUAAUGUUUAUGAUCAUAUUUAUAUUAGAAUAUUAAUAUAUUUUUUAACAAAAUUUAUUCUCAUUGAUUACCGUUUGGAAGUUGUUAUGGAUAAUUUCUAUCGUAAAACAAAUCAUCACAAAUAACAAAGCAAGUGCUUUUAUGCUUCUUUUCAUCAAUUAAAUAAGGAAGUAAAUUUCAUUGCAAUUCCGGUCG
Messenger RNA from Amaranthus tricolor (Joseph's coat), 1997 nucleotides. RefSeq lists its product as uncharacterized. The coding region runs from base 125 to 1651 and encodes 508 amino acids. The record is from RefSeq and is a predicted model, not a curated record. The transcript has 16 exons. NCBI's taxonomy places the organism in Eukaryota, Viridiplantae, Streptophyta, Magnoliopsida, Caryophyllales, Amaranthaceae.